Molecule: messenger RNA, 231 nt
Organism: Fusarium sp. VM40
Lineage: Eukaryota; Fungi; Ascomycota; Sordariomycetes; Hypocreales; Nectriaceae
Source: the annotation of a GenBank genome assembly
AUGCUCUCUCGCGCCGCCACCCGUACCACGACCUCUCUGGUCACCAAGCGAGGUUUCCAGACCACCCGCGCUCGCAUGUCCUCGCCUUACCACUACCCUGAGGGCGCCUACAGCAACCUUCCCUUCAACCCCCACAGCAAGUGGUUCGGCGUCGGAUACUGGGGCUUCAUGGCCACCGGUUUCUUCGCUCCCUUCGGCAUUGCUGUCUACCAGUCCUACAAGACCCAGUAA